AUGAAUGUUUUAAAUUAUUAUGAUCAUUAUUUUAUAUCUCAUUAUUAUUACAAUGGACACAUUCUGAAUAUACUUGAUUAUAUACAAGAAGCAUGGUGGUCACCGACAUUAACACCAUCAUCAUCAAGAAUAAAUUUAUCUAUCAGUGGUCAAUUACAAUCUUAUUGUGAUUUAAUAUAUCAUCAUGAAUUAUAUGUUGAACAUUUUACAGCAAUAACAACACAUUAUCAAUUAUUAUUAUUAUUUUUUAUUUUAUCUUAUACAUCAUACAUCAUUUUAUUAAUUGAACAAUUUCUUCCAUUACCAUUCAAUAAACAAUUAUUACCUAAAUAUUUACCAUUAAUUUUAUAA
Messenger RNA from Rotaria sp. Silwood1, 351 nucleotides. The record is from the annotation of a GenBank genome assembly. NCBI's taxonomy places the organism in Eukaryota, Metazoa, Rotifera, Eurotatoria, Philodinida, Philodinidae.